Chinchilla lanigera (long-tailed chinchilla) is the source of this 963-nucleotide messenger RNA. Its product is annotated as olfactory receptor 11H4. The record is from RefSeq and is a predicted model, not a curated record. Gene Ontology annotation, molecular function: olfactory receptor activity; G protein-coupled receptor activity. The coding region runs from base 19 to 963 and encodes 314 amino acids. Gene Ontology annotation, cellular component: membrane. Lineage: Eukaryota; Metazoa; Chordata; Mammalia; Rodentia; Chinchillidae. The transcript has a single exon. Gene Ontology annotation, biological process: G protein-coupled receptor signaling pathway.
UUUAUAGAUUUAGGUCCCAUGAACAGAUCCGCAAUGCCCACGGUGACCGAGUUUGUUCUCCUGGGAUUCCCUGGUUCCUGGAAGAUACAGAUUUCCCUCUUCACUUUGUUCUUGGUGUUUUAUGUUUUAACCUUGCUGGGAAAUGGAGCCAUUGUCUGUGCAGUAAGAUGUGACCCACGACUACAUACACCCAUGUACUUUUUGCUGGGAAACUUUGCGUUCCUUGAGAUCUGGUAUGUGUCCUCCACUGUUCCUAACAUGCUGGCCAACAUGCUCUCCAAGACAAAGACCAUCUCUUUUUCUGGGUGCUUCCUUCAGUUCUACUACUUCUUUUCACUAGGCACGGCUGAAUGUCUCUUCCUGACGGUGAUGGCCUAUGAUCGGUAUUUGGCUAUCUGCCACCCCCUGCACUACCCCUCCCUCAUGACCAGCAGACUCUGCUGCACACUGGUGUCUGCAUGCUGGCUUACUGGAUUCCUUGGAUAUCCAAUACCCAUUUAUUUCAUCUCCCAACUUCCCUUUUGUGGUUCUAAUAUCAUUGAUCACUUCCUGUGUGACAUGGACCCGCUGAUGGCUCUGUCUUGUGCCACAGCUCCUGUUACUGAAACUAUUUUUUAUGCUCAGAGUUCCUUUGCCCUCUUUUGCACUAUUAUAUACAUUCUUCGAUCCUAUGUUCUGCUGCUUAGAGCAGUUUUUCAGGUCCCUUCUGCCUCUGGGCGGUGGAAGGCCUUCUCCACCUGUGGUUCUCAUUUAGCUGUGGUGUCCCUUUUCUAUGGGACAGUCAUGGUGAUGUAUGUGAGCCCUACGUAUGGCAUCCCCACUUUGAUGCAGAAGAUCGUCACACUGGUGUAUUCAGUAAUGACGCCUCUCUUUAAUCCCCUGAUCUACAGUCUUCGUAAUAAGGACAUGAAACUUGCCCUGAGAACUGUCCUGCUUGGAAUGAGAGCUAGUAAAGAUUCAUGA